AUGGCUCCGGGUAUAAAUCGUAGCACGAAACUGAUCAAGAAGCGCAGGAAGAAGAACAGGAUAUUGAAGAAUUUCGUCAAUUACCUCAACUCCAACUCUUACAUGUACGACCCUAUCGUCUCUUCUCAGAUAAUCAAUUGUCCACCACCCACAACGGAGACUACUUGUUCCGAAACCAAGAAAUCUGUAAAGAGAAACAAAAAUUUGCUGAAGAAGAUUGUGGAGUAUCUGAAAUCUGAUUCAUUCAUGUAUGCUCCUCUUUUAUCUCCUCCUCUUCCUUCUGAUCAUGAUGAGGCCACUGUUAGAACUUCUCAUGAAGGUAGACUUUCUCAGUUUCUCUCCCUCUACUUCUUUAUUUUGUUUCUCAAGAGACAACUAUAUAGGCAGAGAAGGAGACAGGAUUUGAAAGUUACCCGGGCUAAAUUGUUUUAA
Impatiens glandulifera is the source of this 432-nucleotide messenger RNA. RefSeq lists its product as uncharacterized. The transcript has 2 exons. Lineage: Eukaryota; Viridiplantae; Streptophyta; Magnoliopsida; Ericales; Balsaminaceae. Bases 1 to 432 code for a protein of 143 amino acids. The record is from RefSeq and is a predicted model, not a curated record.